Messenger RNA from Centruroides sculpturatus (bark scorpion), 1217 nucleotides. Its product is annotated as meiosis-specific protein HOP1-like. Bases 100 to 1164 code for a protein of 354 amino acids. The record is from RefSeq and is a predicted model, not a curated record. The transcript is spliced from 10 exons. NCBI's taxonomy places the organism in Eukaryota, Metazoa, Arthropoda, Arachnida, Scorpiones, Buthidae.
AUUUUUAUAUUUCUGUUUCAGAUUUAUGAAAGUCCAGAUGAACCUGAUAAUGUGAUAGAAUCAUAUACAUUCCGAUUUAUUUAUGAAAAUGACAGUACUAUGAUUAUGUGCAAUGAUGAAAAGCUUGCUUCUGUAUCUAAUAAUAGUAUUGUUCUUACAAAAAAAGCAACUUUUUCAUUAUUAAGAACAGUGAUUUUGUUAAUGCAGAAUCUUAAACCAUUACCUGAAACAGCGUAUCUUACAAUGAAAUUGCUAUACUAUGAUGAAGUAACCCCUGCAGAUUAUGAACCACCUGGAUUUAAACCUGCCGAUUCCCCAUAUUUUUAUUUUAAAUCGGAUCCAAUUAAUAUUAAAGUUGGUGAUGUUGUAACACCUUUUCAUAGUUUAAAGUUACGUAUUAAGACUGACAAAAAGCAAUUUGAAUUUGAAGAGGAACCAAAAGAUCCAAGUCCUACUAAUAAAACACAGUUUAACUGUGAAAUCAUGGAUUCAAAUGAAAAUAUAAUUGACAAUAUUUUGAUCCAAGAUAGUUAUGACGACUUCAAAGAAGACAAAAAGAACGAACCAAUGCAGUUACGAAGUUCAAGAAAAAAUGAGAAUGAAAGUUGUAAAUCCAAGUCUAGCAAGCUGGAUGAAGUUCAAUGUCCCUGUGGACUUACAAAGGAAGAUCCUCUGAUGUUAUCCUGUGUAUCAUGCAACAAGAGGCAACACGCUAUAUGUUUUGGGAUCCUGGAUGAAAGUCAAAUACCCAAAGAACACCUCUGUGAAAACUGUCAGUCUUUGAACUCGGACAGACCUCCUACGGAUGCCUAUCUCUCACGUUUAAAACCUAUCGAGUUACAGACUCUUUGCCUUUGGCGUCAAGCUCUGGUGAUUGCCAGCAAAUCCACAACAAUUAACUGCACUUUCUUAAUUCGUCAACUCCAUGUGGAUUCCUGUGUGGCCAACUCCAUACUUUCUAGACUUGAAGACGAAAAAUAUGUGCAGGUGGGAAAAGGAAAAGAUAGAAAAAAGAAGGUAGUUAAUAAAAAACGUUUGACUACAGAAGGUUUUCUUAAAUAUAUGAAUCAAACUAAGAAGCAUAGCGAGGAGUUUCUGAAUGACAAUCCGAAUGAAAAAUCUGACGAGUGUGGAGAUUUGGAGAAAAAAGUAAAUAUAUCAUGAUAAAUAUAAGUAAUUAUAUAUGUUUAUCAAUUAAAAUACUUUAAUACCAAUUA